This is a messenger RNA of Candidula unifasciata, 2658 nucleotides long. Lineage: Eukaryota; Metazoa; Mollusca; Gastropoda; Stylommatophora; Geomitridae. The record is from the annotation of a GenBank genome assembly.
AUGAUUUGUAUUUUUUUUUCCAGAAAGAAAUCUGAACUAGAUGAACACGACAGUUUCUUGGUGUUCACACGUUAUGAUGACCUCAGCACGUUUAGCCUGGUGGACGCUGUAUCUGACACUCUGGGAGUGCCGGUUGAGAAGGUUCUAGAGAUCUUCGGAGAGUUCUUUUUUGAUUAUUGCCUACGUCAUGGCUACGACAAGAUGUUACGGACACUCGGAAGCGACAUGAAAAGUUUUAUUCAGAAUCUGGAUUCCCUACACUCUCUGUUGGCUCUCAGUUACAAAGGGAUAUCAGCACCCUCUUUCAGGUGUGAGGACGGACCGGAUGGAGAGUUAAUACUGCACUAUUAUAGCGGUCGGCCCGGACUGUACCCAAUUGUUAAGGGCGUCCUGAAAGCGGUAGCGCGAGACCUGUUCGAGCAGUCCGUAGAAAUGACCGUCAUUGAGCAGAAUUUAGAAGACAUUGGCUGCAAUCAGACACAAGAACAUACAGCUUUCAGCCUGAAAACACUCACAGAGUUUCACCCAGACAAGGUCCUCUUGAAGGCUUCGGAGUUUUGUUCAGCCUUUCCGUAUCACAUUAUCUUCGACAGAGAGCUCAGAAUAAAGCAAUGUGGUGACCUGGUACAGAAACACUCCAGUUUCACCCUGACAGACGGCAUGUUACUGACCAGUGCCUUUAGUAUUGUGCAUCCAAAAAUGGUGGUCAGCAUCGAAAAUAUUCGGAAAUUUAUCAACGCAGUCUUUUUGUUGGCUAUCUGCCAGAAUGACAAUGGAAAGAAAACGUUUUUGUUGAAAGGACAGAUGAUAUGGCUUAGAGAAUCUGAACACAUGAUUUUCAUUGGCUCCCCUCGUCUGACGUCACUAAACGAACUCCUGGAGAUGAAUGUGUACCUGGCCGACAUCCCUCUCUACGACGUCACACGGGAGCUGGUUCUACUGAACCAGCAGAGGAUAGCAGAGAUCGACAUAGCGAAACGCCUUGAUGAAACUACAGCUGAGUUGAAAAAAAUAUCGCAAGCCCUAGAAGUUGAAAAGUCAAAAACAGAAAGUUUACUUCAUCAGAUGUUGCCCAGAAAUGUGGCCAACGCGCUGACCAACGGAAAGAAAGUCGAAGCAGAGAAAUUCGACCAGGUUACAGUUCUGUUCAGCGACAUCGUGACAUUUACAAACAUCGCCUCGGCCUGCAAUCCCAUGGACAUUGUUAACUUGCUAAACGACAUGUACCAACGCUUCGAUGAAAGGACGUCCCAGCACAACGUCUACAAGGUGGAAACAAUUGGAGAUGCCUAUAUGAUCGUCAGCGGUGUUCCUGAGAAAACAGACAAUCAUGCACAGCCAGUGGCUAACUUCGCCUUGGACAUGAUAGAAGAUGCUGGUCUGGUUCGAUCCCCUGCCACAGGUUUGCCCCUGCAGAUCAGAGUGGGUAUACAUACAGGACCGGUUGUGGCUGGGGUGGUGGGUGUAAAGAUGCCUCGGUAUUGUCUAUUCGGGGAUACAGUCAACACGGCCUCACGCAUGGAGUCUCACGGAGUCCCUGGCAGAAUACACCUUAGUCCUACAACGUACCAGGCUUUGCGAGGUUGGGGCUAUAUAUUCAAACACAGGGGUGAGAUGGAGAUCAAGGGCAAGGGCAUGAUGAGCACCUACUUUCUGUGCGGUCACCUCAAUCGCUGUCUGACUGAGCCUCAGGACGAGUUUACUGAGCUAGAGGUUCACAGAGAUACAGCUGCCAAGACGAGCUGUUUAGAUAAUUCAAGUCUUUCACAUGAAAUCCUCAGCAACGAAACAAUACUCGCUGAUACAACCAGCUGUGCGUCCAAUGUUAGCAAAUUUCUUUAUACUUAUAAUAAUGCCGACACUGACAAUGACACCUACAGCAAAGGUUAUGAGAAAGUAACAAGUCAUCAUUUAAAUUCCAUAUCAGAAAGUAAUGAUGCAAGUAAAAGCACGGAAAACCAUAAUACAUGCAGCAGCUCAGACAGUCUUCCAAGCUUAGACAAUUACCAAAGGCGUGUCUCUAUAAAAAGGAGCAAUCUAUGGUUGCCAAAUGAUAACCCUAUACUGCCAUGUAACGUACCUUUUCUCGAUAGCAAUUGUAAACCUGCAGGAAACAUGGAAGAGGUAGCCAGUUCCCUGUCGCGGCCGCAAGAAAGACAAAUACCGCACACCGAACACUGUGUGGUCAAUGAUGAUUUUACACAGUCAGAGGAUGGUGAAAGCAGUUGUUAUAGAAGUCAACGUGUAUUGAUCCCCUGCGCCUUAACUGUCGGAGAGAUAAACAGACCACAUAAUUUGACUCUACAUAAUAAACACUGCCCUAAGACUGACACGUCGACAGAAAUCUGCGAUUUGACAGUUGAGACCACCAAUAUAAGACCGUCUGGAUCACACAGCCGCAACAGCCAAAAUACGUUGGAUAUUCAAAUAUUGCAUAGUGGUCUAAUUCACACAUCUUUGACAGUAACUCCAACGUUGCCUCAAUCGUCCCAUCAUUGUGUCGCUAUGUCAAAAAGUGAAACUUUUCCUUUGGCAUCUUCCGGUCAGCCGAAAUCUACAUGCACACCAUCAAGGUCACAAGGAACUUUGGCACUUCGCAAGGACCCUACAGGCAAGAAGGCCAAGAAACACAACAGUAAGCUCUGCACUGUGGGAUAA